Drosophila hydei is the source of this 3685-nucleotide messenger RNA. RefSeq names its product structural maintenance of chromosomes protein 6 (gene SMC6). Bases 129 to 3443 code for a protein of 1104 amino acids. Gene Ontology annotation, biological process: double-strand break repair via homologous recombination. The record is from RefSeq and is a predicted model, not a curated record. Lineage: Eukaryota; Metazoa; Arthropoda; Insecta; Diptera; Drosophilidae. The transcript is spliced from 14 exons. Gene Ontology annotation, cellular component: nucleus; site of double-strand break; Smc5-Smc6 complex. Gene Ontology annotation, molecular function: damaged DNA binding; ATP hydrolysis activity; single-stranded DNA binding.
GCUUGUAAACAUUUUGCAAUCUUUGUGGCGGCGUUUGGUGAAAUGCGUAUUAAAUUAUAAAAAUAACGCGGUCAGUGUGCAUAGCUUAUGCCGAUUUCUAAGUUAUCGUAAUAUAGCGCAAACCAAAGAUGCGUCGCACUAGAGUUCGGAAUAAAAGUUUGUCCUCAGGAUCAGAGAGUGACGGUUCAACUUCGCCACCAAAGAAAAAGAAAGCAAAGCGGCGCACAGCAAACAAUGACGACGAUGAAAUGCUCAUGGACUCAUCUACAUCUCGAGUGGUUCGCAAGCAAACAACUAAUGCAAAUUCUUCCUGGGAACAUCCUGCGUACGGAGUGACGCCUCGGAGUGCAUUUAAAAGUUGUGGAAAGAUUAUUUCUAUACGUCUAAUAAAUUUUAUGUGCCAUUCCCAUUUGUACAUUGAGUUUGGACCAAAUAUUAAUUUUCUUGUUGGCAGCAAUGGCAGCGGCAAAAGCGCAGUGAUCGCAGCUCUUGCCCUAGGAUUGGCCGGCAGUGCACGCAACACAAGUCGCGCAAGCAGCAUACAGAAGCUAAUAAAAAAUGGACAGACAAAUGCAUCCAUUGAGCUUACACUAUCCAAUAUGGGACAUCGACCAUUUAAGUUCGACAUUUAUGGCCCACACAUCACGAUCGUACGGCAAAUUCGUCAAUCAUCUUCGACAUAUGAGAUAAAAGACUCUCAUAACAGAACAGUAUCCAGAAAACUAGAUGAGAUACGGCGGCUGAUUCUUUACUUCGGCAUAAGUGUUGAGAAUCCGAUCUUUGUGCUCAAUCAGGAAGCAUCGCGUGAAUUUCUCAAAGAUCUAGAGCCCGCAUCGAAUUACAAAUUGUUCAUGAAGGCAACGCAGCUGGAUUUAUGCGCGAAUAGCUUAACUCAAUGUCACGAACAUCGAGAACAUAUAAAUUACGAUGUAAAGCUGCUUAAAAUGAAAAUGCAAAAAUUGAAAAAUUUAUGCCACGAAGAAGAGGAAAAGUUGGCAAUCAUUAAAAAUGAAGAGGCACUUAAGAUUCAAUUGAAAGAGGCUACAGCAAUGCUGGCUUGGUUAAAAGUAACUCAGAUCCAGGACGAUCUCACUAAAAUUGAACAAACCCUUAAAAUAAUUGAGAAGAAGAAUGUUGAUCUGUCACAAAAAACCACCCAGAAGAACAGCACACAAGAAGGGAUCGCUCAUGCUCUUCAAGAACUUGAGCAAACCAAGCAGCGAAUUAUGGAAAAUUAUCAGGCACAGGAGGCUACGCUUAGAGCAGCUAAGCGAACUGCUCAAGACUGUCUUUAUAAAGCCAGCUCCUUUAAGGCAAGCAUUAAGAAUGUAGAGAAACGUUUGAGGGAGGAGCAAACAAACUAUGAGGGCUGUCAAAAGCAUAUGAAUAACUACCAUGCAGACUAUUCAGAAGUCAAAAGGCUUCGGGAAGAGAAUGCUGCAGCACUCGCGAGUCUUAAAGAGAAGGUGACGCAGAGUAAUGAACUUAUUGCUAGGCUCAGGGAUGAACAAACCGAAUUGAGAAACCGCUUACCAGCAACAAAAGAAAGCUUGGAGUCUGCAAAGAGUGAAUUAAGCAAAUUGCAUAAAGUUGAGCAAAGCCUGCAAUGGGAAAUGGAGUCUCUAUUGCGGAACAAAUCAAACAAAAUGUCAGUUUAUGGCGAGCACGCAAUGGAAGUGGCGAAUACGUUGCGUGCUCAAUACAGUGGCAGCAAAGCGAACCUAAUGCCGCGUGGACCGAUUGGCAUGUACAUAACAGUACCUAAUCCAAAGUAUAGGGAUCUAAUAGAGAAUCAAUUAUCACAUUGCCUGCGCUCGUAUAUAGUUAGCACAGACAAGGAGAGAAUGUCCCUUAGAGCUCUGCUCCAAAAAACGUAUGCAGGUGGCAAUAUGCCAACCAUUGUUACCAGUGCCUUUACAAGUCGGGUUUAUAAUGUCUCCAAGUAUAAAGUGCAAUGUAGAUCUUCAAAUACGACCGUGUUGAUGGAUGAAAUUAGAUGUGACGAUCCUGUCGUAAUGAACUAUCUUAUUGAUACGAUACGCAUUGAGACGGUGUUGCUGACAGAAUCUAAAGAGACAGCCGAAUCUCUGACAUCGAAUUUGGAAAACGUGCCACCUAAUUUGACUCGCAUAUUAGUUCCAAACUUGGGGCUUGAAUAUUCUCCAUCCCCCAACUAUGCCAUGUACUCCAUUCAAAUAACACCUGCCAGAUUUAUUCAGGUAAAUGUCGAUGAUCGCAUUCGGCAGCUGAAGACAGAGCAAAAUAGUCUGCAGGAGCGUGCUGCGAAUCUACAGCCACAGUGUGCUAUGGCAAAGCAAAAGUUGGACAGUGACGCACAGGAGAUAAGCGCGAAAAGCGCUAUGAUUAAUGCAUAUCACACUGAAAACACAAAAGCGAUGAAAAAAAUUAUAGAUAUAGAGAACUUUGAAUAUCGGGAAUUCCCUGCUUUUGACGUUCUAGAAACUCAUUUAACGACCAGCCGUGAGAAAAUAGAAAAACUUAACGAAGAGCGUAAUAUCUUAGAAAAUCAACUUCGGGAUAUAAACGAGCGUAACACUCAAGUUAACGAAAACGCUAAAAAAGAACAAAGUAUUCUCGACAGUCUUAAUACAAAAAUUGGCGAAAUUGACGUGAAAUCGCAGGAAUUACAAAGGAGAGUUAGAGACUUGGAUCGUCAUUUUGAGGAAAACCAACGACGCUUAAAACAAACUAACGAGCUACUUAAAACAACGCAAAAAGAUAAAAAAGAGAAGGAAGCUGAAUUAGAAGUGGCGCGCCAGGAAGCACAGAAAGUCGGUGACUUUAUUGAAACAAAUAAGUCGGAAGAAAAAAUCCGUGAUAAAAUUAGUCGUUAUAAAGCAAAAAUAAAACAUUACGAAUCGAUGAAAUUGAAUGGUGAAGAAGUGGAGCAAAAAUUAUCCAAAUUGCGUGAUAUUCUAAAAACAGAAUCGGAUAUUUUGGACAAUAUUUUAUGUGUCGUAGAGAAGUUACGCAUUGAAUAUCAUUCUAGAGCACAACGAUUUCAGCGUUCACGUUAUCAUUUCUUCACCAUGGUAGAGUUUCACUUCAAGCAAGCACUAGUCUGUCGUCAAUUUGAAGGCAAUCUGGAACCCAAUCAUAGAGAUAAGACAUUGCAGAUCAGUGUUUACCCACCGAGUGGUAAUAGGACUUCAAAUAUGAGAAGCUUGUCCGGCGGGGAAAGGUCAUUUACCACGGUGUCUUUACUGAAAGGACUAUGGAGCACAUCCUCACAUCCAUUUUACUUCCUCGAUGAAUACGAUGUUUUUACUGAUGAAGUGAAUAGAACUUUUAUUACAAAAUUGCUGAUUCAAGAGGGAAUGGAUUUUCCUAACAGACAGUAUUGUUUCUUAACUCCACAAGAUACGAAAGUUGAUGCAAACCACCUUAUUACAGUACACAAAUUGGAAACACCAGAUCGGUAAUAUAGGGCUCCUUUUUCCAAACAUUGGUUGCUGGACGACUGCUCUUACUAAUUGACGAAAAAACGUACUCAUAUAAUAUUUAUUUAAUUUCAUGGGAUUUGUAGUUUAUAGUAUAAGUUGAAAUAUGUAGUUUUUCAUUUAAACAGUUUUUGAAUAUAUUUUAAGACAUAAAAAUAAACUGGUGUGGCAACUCUGAGUUGGCUGAUGUGGUAGCGCAAAAUUGUCACGUUCAAGCUGCAUGA